AUGGUGAAUCUGGCAAAGCGCAUGCGAAACUUUCAACCUAAACUCCUAGCUGUUCAAUAUGGCAGAGGCGCAGCUGUUCUUCCUCCUCCUCCGGCUCCCCAGUUGACUCGACUUGUUAUGCGAUACCCUCGACUAAGUUGGGCCGUAAGCAAUCACGGACCCAGAAUCUUUGCCAAAGAGAGCCUCCCACGAUUGAAAUAUCAUAAUCCUACCCUGCCGAUUCGAGUCGAAGAUUCAAAUGCCUCGCAGAUGGAGCUGACAUUUGAGAGCACGGACGAAGCCUCUUUAGAGGUAUUGAAAAAUCAAAAUGAUAAUAAGCAAUAUGGAGAUGAAUGGUCCGAGGUGCAAUCCAAACCUCAAUCCGCUGUUGACGCAAGCGCACCUUCAUCGACCUCACCCUCGUUACCGAUUUUCACAAGAAAUGGUACGCUACCUCUGAACGACAAAGACCCCAAAGAUAUUUGGAGAUGGUUUCAGAAGACAACAAGCUGCAAGGAUGUAACAAGGACGGAGCAGGACGAGAUACUCAGAAGACAGUUACAGGCUUUCUCUGUGAAGGCGGCGCACGAUAGGCAACUUGUCAAAGUCGGUAUGGACGAUCUACGGAAACAAAAGGCAGACUUGAAGAGAGCACGGGAGGCCGCUGAAAGACUAACAUCUGAAGCAUAA
Molecule: messenger RNA, 669 nt
Organism: Exophiala xenobiotica
Lineage: Eukaryota; Fungi; Ascomycota; Eurotiomycetes; Chaetothyriales; Herpotrichiellaceae
Exons: 3
Coding region: 1-669 (222 amino acids)
Source: RefSeq, a predicted model, not a curated record